AUGUCUUCACCGAACGCCACACGCCUGCGGGCGAGCGUACGAAGAAUAGCCACGGACCUUGCAUGGUUUGGCUUCAAGCUCGGCUUCGGCCUCGUGAGUCUGGCUACGGUGUGGGCGACAGCUGUACUCAAAAACGGAGCAUUGUGGGCGGACGACACGAGUGAAGAGAGGAAGGAACUAGCCGCUGCUCAGGAGAAGUACUGGAGUCUUGAUCACGGACCAUUUAUGGGAUUUCGACACGCGUUCUUCACGACGAGUACUGGAGCACGACUUCACUACGUUGUGAACGCAGAUGUUAAGAGCGCGGAUCCGAAGAAUGUAGGGAUAUUCAUACAUGGCUUUCCCGAUUCCUUCCUCCUGUGGCGCCAUAUCCUCCAAUCCCCAGAACUGAGACACAAUCACAUCCUCAUCGCGGUCGAUCUGCCAGGCUAUGGUGGCUCUGAUGGCCUGCCCCACUACGGGCCGUACGACAUGCUCGAGCCACUGGCCGAGUUCAUACUUGAUAUGAGGAUGCAGUAUCUUAAGGCAGACAGGAAGGUCGUUGUAACGACACAUGACUGGGGCGCGCUCGUUGGAGCCAGGUUGGCGUCUGAAGCAGCCCAGUUGGCAGAUCAUUGGAUCAUCAUGAGCGGCAUAAUCCCGCAUCUAACCACAUCGAAUGCGAUCUCCCAGAUGACCCUGGCUAAGCAGAUGUUACGUACAUGGAUUCAUACACCAACGAACUUCCGCCUUCUCAAGACAGCACUUACAACCUUGGACCCAGUUCGUUCCCAAUUCAGACGCUCGUUUUACGUAUUCUGCUUCCAUCUUCCCUGGCCAUUCAGCAGCUUCUUCGCAACAUUUGGCAACUACUGGUUUUUGCGCACGUUGCACAGUCUCGGUAAAGGCAAAGCACGCAAAGAUGAAAAGCUCAUCGGCCGUCUGGAUCCAAAGGAAGCAGGAGAAGCCAUGGCCAUGUCCACAGGUCCAGGAAAACUCCAGAUGAGUGAUUCGCACGUGACUAGGUAUGGUGAAUCGGUACGGAAGCGUAUGAGCGAUCGCGGCAUGUCUCAAAAAGUCGGCAUUUAUCGCGACGGAUUGUUCAUCGGAAAAUGGGAGAAGUCUCUGCAAACUACCGCUGCACUGUUCGAAAUUGCGUCCGCUGCUGGAUCAACGCCCCACUCCUCCGUUUCUUCCGAUCCACUGAUGGGCGGUGCACCUGAGGGCUCUCUCAAGGCACCAACGACGUUCAUGCUGGGUGACCAUGAUCCGGCAUUUGACCAACGACUAGCGCUCAGCAAUGCGAAGGACUUUCUUGUUGGCGGCAGUCAGGUGCUGUUGGUGAAGGACGCAGGCCACUGGUUGCCUCUCGAGUCGGGCGGCCGACGUGUGGUGGAGAAGACCGUUUCGUGGGCAUUGAGCGGGGAGACGAAGACCACGCCAUUCGCUGCGAUGAGUGACGUCAAGGUCGUUGUGGAGACGUGA
Molecule: messenger RNA, 1464 nt
Organism: Parastagonospora nodorum SN15
Lineage: Eukaryota; Fungi; Ascomycota; Dothideomycetes; Pleosporales; Phaeosphaeriaceae
Exons: 3
Coding region: 1-1464 (487 amino acids)
Molecular function (GO): catalytic activity
Source: RefSeq, a predicted model, not a curated record